CUUCAUUGAGGCUGCACUAAGCCAGACAGACUAGCAGCAUAUUUUUCUUCUGAAGAGCUCCUCCCUAAAACACGGCUACAGAUUGCUGCACAACAGACAAAGGCUCAUUUCCUUUUUUGUUUUGUUUUGUUUUAAUUUUGUUUAUCUUUAGUGGCCAGCAAAUAUGGAUGGUAUACAAACAAUUCUGAAAUUCCUUAUUAACCAGAAAACUGCCAUUGGCUAUAGUUUUAUGGCUCUACUGACAGUGGGAAGUGAACGCGCAUUUUCUGUUGUUGCUUUCAAGUGCCCCUGCAGCAGUGAAAACUUCACGUAUGGCUUGGUAUUUCUCUUUGCCCCAGCCUUGGUGUUGCUAGUCAUUGGGUAUUUCCUGAAUAGCAGGACCUGGAAACUCUUCACGGGUUGCUUUUUGAACCCCAGGAAAAUAUUCCCCAAAGGGAACAGCUGCCGUUUCUUUUAUGUCUUUGGACAAAUCACCUUACACGCCCUGAUAGCCCCAGUGAUGUGGCUUUCUGUGGCUUUGCUCAAUGGGACUUUUUAUGAAUGUGCCAUGAGUGGCUUACAAAAUCCUGGGUACUUAAAUGUGCUUUGCAAGAAUAAAUCUGUCAAGUGCUGGGAAGAGCUGUACAAAGUAGUCUGUGGCAAAACCACCAUGUCCUUUGCAGAGAGUGAGGAACUAAAACUGACACUUCAAGCACAGUCUCAGAUUCUGGGGUGGUUUGUGAUAGUCGCCACGGCUCUUUUAUCUCUGUUAACUACAUGCUGUGCCAGUUGCCAGUCCAAAAUCAGCCACCUCCAAAUGAAGUUCUGGAGGAUCUACAUAGAGAAGGAGAAAGAACAAUUGGAUCAAAUUUUUCAGCUCUACGCCACCAAGCUCAGUGAACGAAACCUGAAGAGUUUUUUUGAGACCAAAGAACCAGAAGCCUUUCCCAUGCCAACAUUUCAGGCAUGGGAAGACGCUUCUCAGCUUUAUUCUUUUAACAGUAGUGAACAGCAUUACAGCACCAUUCAUAGACUGGUUGAAGAUGGCCAAAAAGAUAUCAGAGAGGAAAGAGAGACCAUGCUGGAUUUUGUAGAUGGACGAGAAAUCCCAUAGUUGAUGGCUGUUUUCAGCCUUUUUAAUAGCUUGCCAACGUUGCAUAUUUUUAUUUGUUUUAAUACUUCUAUUUUGUUAAUAUUGGGAUCUAUUCCUCUGCGGUUAUUUUCUUUUUCCCCAAUUCCUCUUUCUAAUUAUAUGCCGGUUUAAGAAAUACAGUCAAAUAUAAUUUCUGUGCUUCAGAGUCCUAAUACAAAACUCACUGGUGUCAGUGACAAUAAUUCCAUUAACUUUAAUGGGUUUUUCAUCAGACACUAAAAACAUAAAGGACUCAGCAUAGAUUUCCAUGAGCUAGCUUGUGCAACAGACAAAGGGGACAAUUUUCUGUGUAAAAUAUAUAGCAUAUAGGUAUCACACAAAUAAAGGGAUUAUUGUAAGCUCAUAUAUUUUAAUAAUAUGUUAUUGUUAUAACAUGUAUUUUAAUAGUGCAUUGUUUCCCACUGGAAAUCUGGGAAGCUUCCCUUGCUAUGGCACGAGGGUUCCCAUUUAUAGCCAUGUCUGAUUCUCAGAUGCUAGGAAUUAAAUCUGUUGCUGCUCUAAGACUGCAAGAUGUGGUUUGUCUGGGACUUCAGCCAGCAUACGAUCAACAGUCUGAAAGGAAAUACCAUAUUUUGAGAGAAAAAAGGAAAUGCUUUUGUAUUGGGGUAAUUUGUUUAAGUUAUACUAGUGUCUAGCAAGCAGCUCACAAUUUUUAGAAUCAGCUUGGGCAGAGAUGAAUUUGCAGGCAGAGUGCAGGUGACAUGACCAUAGAACCAAGGUCUGUGAAAAAUGUAUUUUAUCACAUGACCCUGUAGUUUAUCACAAACCUGUGAGAUUCAUCCCAUGCAUGCUGCCACAAAGUUUUAUAGCUCCAGGUUUUUAAGACAUUAAAAAAUGGUAAAGGCAGCUACUAAGCUCCUUUGGGGUAAAUCCUUUGGGUAACUGGCAGACUUCUCCAUAGCUUUUUACCAUGAAUCUGCCUGACUGUAUAUCUACACAGAUCAAAAGUUAUUAAAUCAGAUUAUUUUAAAAAUG
Messenger RNA from Gavialis gangeticus (Gharial), 2107 nucleotides. RefSeq names its product family with sequence similarity 26 member E (gene CALHM5). The transcript has 2 exons. The record is from RefSeq and is a predicted model, not a curated record. NCBI's taxonomy places the organism in Eukaryota, Metazoa, Chordata, Crocodylia, Gavialidae. Gene Ontology annotation, molecular function: monoatomic cation channel activity. The coding region runs from base 164 to 1093 and encodes 309 amino acids.